Parnassius mnemosyne (clouded apollo) is the source of this 2172-nucleotide messenger RNA. Lineage: Eukaryota; Metazoa; Arthropoda; Insecta; Lepidoptera; Papilionidae. The record is from the annotation of a GenBank genome assembly.
UUGGAGCACUCCUUUGUGCCUCGGGCUGGAGUUUGCGUGUAUGUCAGAGAGGACAUCUGUUCUCGACGCCUCGGCAGUCUUGAAGGUUCGGACCUGUCCAUCCUUUGGCUACGCGUAGACAGCGACGACCAUCCGCGCGUCUACGUGUGCCUCUAUAGGUCCCAUAGCGGUAAUGCCGAAACAGACCGACUCAUCGACCACGUCCAAAUGGCUACAGAUUCCUUGCUACAACAGGUCCCAUCCGCAGAGAUCGUGAUCCUUGGCGAUUUUAACGCCCACCACGCCGAAUGGCUCGGUUCACGUUUAACCGAUCAUGCGGGGAGAUCUGUUUAUGACUUUGCCUUGGCAUAUGGUCUGACACAACUGGUUACAUCGCCUACGCGGAUUCCAGAUGUUGAGGAUCAUACACCUUCCCUGUUGGACCUUCUGCUGACCUCUCAUCCGGACGGAUAUCAGGUUUCCGUCGAUGCCCCUCUUGGCUCUUCGGACCAUUGUCUGAUCCGGAGUGUGGUGCCACUCACGCUCCCCUCGCGGUUGCGUUCUGCAGGUUGCCGCCGUGUUUGGCAUUACAGGUCGGCGGAUUGGGACGGAAUGCGGUCUUUCUUUGCUUCCUACCCAUGGGGGCGGGUUUGCUUCUUGCCGGAUGAUCCCAGCGCUGUUGCUGACUCUGUCACUGAUGUAGUGCUACAGGGAAUGGAACUAUUUAUUCCAUCAUCUGUGGUACCCAUCGGAGGCAGAUCUCAGCCUUGGUUUGGUCGCUCCUGUAAGACUGCAUUACGCAGUAAGCAGGAGUGUUAUCAAGCCUGGGCUGCGGCUUCGGUGACUCGGGAUGUAAACACCAGCACACUCAAAAAGAAGUAUAACUUCGCCUCCAGGUCCUUCAAAAGAGUUAUUGCCAAGGCAAAGUCAGAGCACAUAGGCAGAAUUGGCGAGAAACUAGUUCGCCUUCCUUCGGGAACCCGUGCAUUCUGGUCUCUCGCCAAGGCUGUCCAAGGGAAUUUCUGUAAGCCAUCACUACCAUCUCUGCACAGGGAGGACGACUCACUGGCCCACGACGCAAAAGAGAAGGCCGACCUUUUAGGCUCCCUUUUUGCGUCCAACUCGACUGUUGAUGACGGGGGGAACACACCGCCGACCAUCCCGCGGUGUGAGUGCUCCAUGCCGGAUGUGCGAUUCUCACAGCGCUCGGUUCGCAGAGCACUCCUCUCCCUUGACAUCCACAAGUCGAGUGGGCCUGACGGAAUCCCCCCAAUUGUGCUGAGGACGUGUGCUCCGGAGUUGGCACCGGUUCUAACGCGUCUUUUCCGGUACUCCUACUCCCUAGGCGUAGUCCCGAAAUCAUGGAAGACAGCUUUUGUCCACCCGAUCCCUAAAAAAGGCGACCGCUCAGAUCCGUCCAACUACAGGCCUAUCGCCAUCACCCCCUUGUUCUCCAAAAUAAUGGAAUCCGUUGUAAACUGCCACCUCAUGCGGUACCUUGAGGAUCACCAGCUGAUUAGUGACCGCCAGUACGGUUUUCGUCGGGGUCGAUCAGCUGGUGAUCUUCUGGUCUACUUAACUCAUAGAUGGGCGUUGGCAGUAGAGUCCAAGGGGGAGGCAUUGGCCGUUAGUCUGGACAUUGCGAAGGCCUUCGAUCGGGUUUGGCACAAAGCGCUUCUUUCGAAGCUCCCUUCCUAUGGGCUUCCCGAGAAAUUAUGCAAUUGGAUCACCAGCUUUCUUGCAGAUCGGAGCAUCAAGGUCGUUGUAGACGGUGCAUGCUCCGACUACAAGCCUAUUAACGCUGGUGUUCCACAAGGCUGCGUGCUAUCACCAACGCUGUUUCUUCUGCAUAUCAAUGAUAUGUUGCAAGCUGGUAGCAUUCAUUGCUAUGCAGAUGACAGCACUGGUGAUGCUCUAUACACCGGCCGUGCCAAUAUUUCUCGGGAAAACGUCACCGAGUACCGGAACAAACUUGUGUCUGAAGUCGAGUCUUUGCUGGACAAAGUCUCGGAUUGGGGGCGACUAAAUCUAGUCCAGUUUAAUCCUCAGAAGACACAAGUUUGCGCGUUUACCGCUAAAAAGAACCCCUUUGUCUCUACUGCUAAACAUAAGUACUUUUAUAGAUUGUCUCAAAGGAUCUUUGUCACAGCUACCACGCUUGGCAGGCGGAUUGGCAACUGCAGUUUUUUUUAA